CGGGGCCAUUUUAUUCAGAAGCAAAGUUUGCCAUAGAACAUCACGAUGAAGACACUGCUGUUGGUAUGCGGCAUCUUUUUAGCUGGAGCUUUUGGCUGCGAAGCGUCGAGCAUCGGGGAUCGCAGCGAGGGAAACCCGCAGAGGCUCCACACCCGAAUCUACAGCCGCCUGGGCGGACGCGGCGAAUACGCUGACAUAUACGACUAUAUUCCUGACCUCUUCGGCAGCGGUUUCAACGACGACAUCGAGAGCGUCUUACAAACUGGCAUGUGGAUGUACUAUGAGAACAACAAUUACAACGUUGAGUACAGCGGCCGCGUGUACUUUGUGCACGGAAUAGAUUUGCGAGUCGAUUUUCCCAGCGCCUUCAGAAAUGCGGCAAGCUCUAUAAGGUAUGCUGGUGAUAGACACAACCCAAACGGGAACACGUGGACGCUGUUUGACGGAGAAUACUUCAGCGGGCAGGAGUUCUUUGGGGUGACGGAUGCUUACUCUUUGCAGUACCUUGACCUGAAAGCUUCCUCUCUGGUAAUCACAGGAUCCAGCCCUUGGACUAUAUAUUCCGGCCAAGGUUACAGCGGAGACAGCCUCUGUGUCUACCCUACUGACCACGACACUGGAUCUGUUGGAGAUUACCUGGACUUCGGCAUCUACCCAACAAUGUCAGCCGUCGGUAUCCCUGACAACACAAUCCGCUCACUUCGACAGGGAUGUUGGUCUAAGAAAAUCGCUCAGCCUCCGAAGAUCGAAUACGAACAGAGGAGUGAGAACGGCGGAUGGGGUUUCGCAGACCUUCCAAAGUAAGGACUGAAAAAAUCGUCGGAUUCCCAACAAUAAUUCCAAGAUUAUAUCUUAGAUCUUCUAUGUUAGGGUUCAGUCUGGUUUUGGAUGAAAUGACCCUAUGUUUAUGCAUGUAAAUUACUUUUUCUUAGAAUGUUUUUUUUUUUUUUACAAGUCACUCCUGUCCUGAGCAUCUCUGAUACUGA
Messenger RNA from Macrobrachium nipponense, 986 nucleotides. RefSeq lists its product as uncharacterized. Bases 46 to 804 code for a protein of 252 amino acids. NCBI's taxonomy places the organism in Eukaryota, Metazoa, Arthropoda, Malacostraca, Decapoda, Palaemonidae. The record is from RefSeq and is a predicted model, not a curated record. The transcript has 6 exons.